This is a messenger RNA of Dimorphilus gyrociliatus, 724 nucleotides long. NCBI's taxonomy places the organism in Eukaryota, Metazoa, Annelida, Polychaeta, Dinophilidae. The record is from the annotation of a GenBank genome assembly.
AAUGUUAAACAAAUGCAGAGAAAGAAACACUCAAAAAUGUGAAGAAUAUUGGCCUAAAAAGAGAUCGCAGCCAAAGAUAUUUGACGACGUUGAUAUUCAGGCUGAUCUCAGAAGUGGGGAAGAAAGAAUAGUUAGGCAUUUCAACUAUGUUGCUUGGCCGGAUUUUGGUGUUCCAGAGAGUCCCGAACAUUUUUUACGUUUCCUGGGGAAAUUGAGACGUUGCAAAGCGAUCACCCAACCAGAAACUCCUCCAAUAGUUCACUGUAGUGCAGGAGUUGGAAGAACUGGAACACUUUGUCUAAUUGAUGUGUGUUUGGAAAUUUUGGAAAAUAGGAAAACUGAAGAUCCUCCCUUGAAUGUCCUACAGGUUUUACACAACAUGAGGCGGUAUAGGCCCGGAUUGAUCCAAGCCUAUGAACAACUGGCGUUUUCAUUUACUGCUUUAAGUGCGGCUGAAAAAUGUCAAGCUCUUGAUGAAGAAGAAGAAGUUGUUAAAACACCUGUGAACAUUGAAAAUGAUCAGGAAGUGGAUGGUAAUUUGACAAAUAGUAUAAGAGCAAAAAGGCAGCAGAGAUGGAUAGACACGAAGAGAAAAAUUGAUGAAAUGAAGAAGAAUCAAGAGAAUCAUAAUAUAAAGAGAAGGAGAAGGUAUGUAGCCUCCCUAACUAUAGGUGGUGUGGUAAUUGCGGUAGCUGCAAUUGUUUUCGCUGUUUUUUCGAAAUGA